UGCGCGACGUACUGGCGUCGCAUCGUGCCGCCUGCGCAAUAAUGGCGACGAGGACAGUCUGGACGCGCGCGACGACAAGUGGGUCCGCGCGCGCUGCUGCUUAUGUAAUUGCUUCUUCCUAAAAAUGCAGCCCUACUUUAUAUUCUCGUCCGAGUCGAUCGCCGUCGCCCGCGCACGCCCCCGUCACGCCAAAGUCCUGCUUUACGCACAAUCGAACCUUCUUUCCCCCUUUUACGGCCGGCAAGACGAGACGAGAAAUGGACACCCAGCUGGCACUGGCACUGACGCCGCCGCUGCGUGCGAGCAUGCUCGGCGCACAGUGCCUCGUGUGGCCUGCGACGGCGGCGCGCACGCCCAGCAGCCCGCGCCUCACCCUCCUCUUCCUGCCCGGCAACCCGGGCCUGGCCGACUACUACCGCGGCUACCUCUCGGAGCUGCACCGGCUCGUGGGGCCAUCGCUCGAGAUUGUCUGUGUUUCGCAGCUUGGCCACGACCCCGCCUCGGCCGGGUUCAGUCUGGACACGGAGCCCGUCGUGUCGCUGCGCCGCCAGAUCGAGCACAAGGAGGCUAUUCUAGCCGCCCUCGCCGGUGGGACCGACAGGGUGAUCCUCGCCGGCCACAGCAUCGGCGCAUACAUGGCCCUCGAGAUUGUGCGCCGGCGUCGCACAGGCCCGCGCAUCGACUCGCUCCACCUCCUCUUUCCCGCGCUGCACGACAUGGCGCAGACGCCAAACGCGCGCCGGCUGCGCCUCCUCCUGCGCGCUGCUGCUGUGUCUUCGUCUUCCUCACAGAGAAGAGGCCAUAGCCAGGAGGGACAGCUGACGGGCGCACUGCUCGCCACUGCCCUCUCUGCGAUCGCGUGGCUGCUCACCCUCGUGCCGUUCUUUGUCGUCAAGUUCCUCAUCCUCCUCGCCUCGCCCACCCAGGGCCCCGAGGCGAUCCGGGCGACGGCCGGCCUGCUCGCGAGCCGGCGCGCCGUGCGCCAGUGCCUCGGCAUGGCGUGCGAGGAGAUGGACACGGUGCGCACGCCCGCUGCUCUUGGCGCCUCGUCUGCCGAUGGCCUGCCCCGCAUCCGCGCCUACUGGGCCGCCGGCGACGUCGAUGGCUGGGCGCCCCAGUCGUCGCGCCUGUAUGUCGAGCGCGUCCUCGAGCUCCAGCCGCACCACCUCAGUGGUCAGUCGACGACGGCGGCAGGCACGCUGAGCAAGCGCCAAAAGUCCUUUUCCAUCGACGAGAUCCGCAGCGCACGGCGGCGGAGCAAGUCGCAGCGCCUCGCUGGUUUAGUGCGCGCCGGAGCCAGCGCUGGGCUCGCCGCCGCCCGCUUCGGCGCGUCAUACGGCCUGACAUCCUCGACGACGGCAAGGACGGCACCACGCAGCACCAGCAACGGAGGCGGGAGCGUGCGCAGCAGAAACCCACACGCAAACGGCAGCCGGCCACCCGUGAGCCCGACGCGGACGCGCACGGCGCAGCGGCGGCCGAGCCUCGUCGCGGCGCGUGCCUCGCGCCGCUUCGACGGCAGCAUCGUCAUUGAGCCCGACGAGGUCCAGGCGGGCGCCGACGCCGUCGACCUGCUCGCCGUCGACAGCGACAGCGACAGCGACGGCGACGGCGACGAGGACCGCACCCCGACGCCGCGGCAGGGCGUGGCCAAGGACGCCAUGCCGCAGCGGGCCUCGAUGGUGUGCAACGUGGGCAUGCCCCACGCCUUUGUCCUCGAACACAGCGAGCAGAUGGCGCGCAUCACGGCCAAGUGGAUCAUCGACGAUUACGCCCUUGCGACGCCGUCCGCGUCCCCCUCCCUCUGAGCAUGUCUCUCCGUCUUUCUCUCGCUCUCCACUCUUCCUCUCAUUUUCUAUCUCAGUCUCAUUCUCAGUCUCAUUCUCAAUCUCAUUCUGCCUCUCGAUCUCUUCUCCUUCUCCCUCUCCUUCUCGAGCUCAUUCUCCGGCUCACUCUCAGUCCCACUCUCAGUCCCCCUCUCAGUCCCCCUCUCAGUCCCACUCUCCUCCCCACGCCUGCUUGCAUUCUCGUUGCCAUUAGCACUGCUCAAUGCUCAAUAAUGCGCUGCUUGUUCAUUGU
Messenger RNA from Acaromyces ingoldii, 2079 nucleotides. RefSeq lists its product as hypothetical. Gene Ontology annotation, molecular function: lipase activity. Gene Ontology annotation, cellular component: lipid droplet. Lineage: Eukaryota; Fungi; Basidiomycota; Exobasidiomycetes; Exobasidiales; Cryptobasidiaceae. The record is from RefSeq and is a predicted model, not a curated record. The transcript is spliced from 2 exons. The coding region runs from base 258 to 1808 and encodes 516 amino acids. Gene Ontology annotation, biological process: lipid storage.